Messenger RNA from Cercopithifilaria johnstoni, 234 nucleotides. The record is from the annotation of a GenBank genome assembly. NCBI's taxonomy places the organism in Eukaryota, Metazoa, Nematoda, Chromadorea, Rhabditida, Onchocercidae.
AUGAUUAUUGUGAUAUAUCUUGCAUUGGCAAUACUGGAAAUGCUAUUUCUUUAUAUUAUUUAUAGGCUUUACAAGCAUUUUAAUCGAUAUCUCUUGAUCGGUUCAGAUGAUCCAUUCUCCAAGAAAGGUUCUCGUCAUCAUAUUUACACAGCCACAUGGCAAAUGCCACCAAAAACAGCUGCUAAUGGAAUCGGAUCACCAGAUUCCGGUGAUCUAUAUCCCUACAGUCCAUAA